AUUCAUCACACAUGCUUGUGUACAGUCCAUGUGGGAUGCCUCUAAUGCAACAAACACAGAUGAGUUUCCUCCAGAGUUUGGCUGCUUCACUCUCCUGGGCAGAUCUCGGCCUUUCUAAAGUCUGUUGCAUGGAAGCACAAAACAUCCAGGGCUGUCUGUGUUCUGAUGUAGAAUUCUCUGUUGAAACUGACUACAGUGAGGAAACAAGAUGUAGUAAUGCUGUACAGCAGAACAUUGAGCCAGAAUGGAGCGGUGCUGUAGAACAGACUCUGACCGUCUUCAUUUUCACUCAGUACACUGACCCCUUCCACUCCCAGAUCACUGACUUUAUAAGCAGUGAGGAGGUUUUCGAGGGAGACUUGGAUGCGGUUCUUUGGUACAACGGAGAUCAAGUGAGGGCGACUCUACAGUCAACCAUGAAAAAAACGCUGAAAGGAUUCCAGCGGAGACACACUGCCAGGCAGAGGUUGGAUCCUGCCAAAUCCAUUGUCUUGAGCUCAGUGAACAGUAUAAUUGCCAGCAGCAGCAGUGGAGAGUUUCGAAGAGCCUGUUUUGAUAGCAUGAGGGUCAAAAGCUCCUGCGAGCUACGUGUAUCUCUACAACAGUCGCUUCAAAGCAUUGUGGAGGGACGCUUUGCUCAAAAGCGCAUGUGUAACAAUGAAAUGAAGGAGGUGGAGGCUGUUAGCCCUGAACAAAGUAGUCUUGACAGCUGGGAGGAAGCAUUUGAAAAUCCACCAGAACUGCCUUCUAAGAGGGUUUACUGUGACCAUGAGUCCUUUAGCUUUAUCCCUAACAAGAGGCAAUGCUCAGAGCCGUUCUCUGAGAAUUCAGACGCCUUCGUGAACAGUGUCUUUGAGGCAGCAAACAUCCAGAGAGGUCCCCUGUCCCCUAUACAGCAUCCACAAAGUCAGCUAACUGGAAUGAUCGCAGACAUACCCUCAGCGCCGCUGAGCCUGGCUAAACUAAAUAAUGAACAGGUGGAUAAUUAUUAUGUGUAUAGUGUGCAUAUCCUAAUUGUUUUAUGCUCUAUUGGAUGCAAUAAUCCUAGACUAGAGUCAGAUAUUAUUCUGAUUACACAACUGUGAUUCUCAAUAGGUUGGCAAAGUGGAGGAGGGGUGCACAAACUCUGGUUUAGCUUCCCUGAUUCCAGAGUCACUUCCUUAACGUGGACACAGGUCCAGAACUGUUCCACAUCAAGCAGUGGUAAAGACGGAUCUCCAGGGGGCCCUGUAGAGCCAAAACCCACUGAGAAAGCACAAGCUGCACAGCCCUCUUCAAAAAUAGCUGAUUCCAAACCUCAAGGUCUGACGAAAGCGGAGAGCAUUCAAGUGAAAGUACGCGCCGUCCUGAAAAAAAGGGAAUAUGGCAUCAAAUACACCCAGAAUAAUUUCAUCACCGCGGUUAGAGCUAUGAAUGAGUUCUGCCUCAAACCCAGUGACCUUGAGCAGCUUAGGAAAAUCCGCCGACGUAGUCCCCAUGAUGACACAGAAGCAUUCACCGUCUUCCUGCGAUCAGAUGUGGAGGCAAAAGCGCUGGAUGUAUGGGGAAGUCAAGAGGCACUCACUCGAGAGAGGAAUCUCAGGAAAGAAGUGGAAAAGGAGUACCAAGAAAACACAUUUAGAAAUCAGCAGCUGUUGAAGGAAUACAAAGACUUCUGGGGAAACACAAAGCCUCGGUCUAGGAAGAGAGCAACAUUUCUAGAAGGGCCGGGAAAAGUGGUGAUGGUAGCUAUAUGCAUAAAUGGACUGAAUUUUUUCUUCAAGCUGUUGGCAUGGGUUUAUACAGGAUCUGCCAGUAUGUUUUCAGAAGCCAUCCACUCGCUGGCUGAUACCUGCAAUCAGGCUCUUCUUGCAAUAGGCAUCAGUCAAUCUGUCCGGAACCCAGAUGCCAUCCAUCCGUACGGCUUCUCCAACAUGCGUUACAUCGCCUCUCUCAUCAGCGGAGUGGGCAUCUUCAUGAUGGGUGCUGGCUUGUCCUGGUAUCACGGCAUUAUGGGACUCCUGCACCCUCAGCCAAUAGAAUCACUGCUCUGGGCAUACUGUAUUUUAGCAGGAUCUCUGGUGUCUGAAGGAGCUACACUAUUAGUGGCCAUUAAUGAGAUCAAGAAGAGCGCACGUGAACAAAGCUUGUCCUUUUAUGAGUACGUGAUGCAAAGUCGAGACCCCAGCACUAACGUGGUCCUGUUGGAGGACGCUGCCGCUGUGCUCGGAGUGACGCUGGCAGCUGGAUGUAUGGGACUCACGUCUCUUACAGGUAGCCCCUACUAUGACAGUCUUGGUUCUCUGGGUGUGGGCACCCUGUUAGGAACAGUGUCUGCCUUCCUCAUUUACACUAACACUGAGGCUCUGCUGGGCCGCUCCAUCAAGGCUGAGCAUGUGCAGAAGCUCACAGAGUUAUUGGAAAACGACCCUGUUGUCAGGGCAAUUCAUGAUGUCAAAGCCACAGAUUUGGGGCUGAGCAAAGUGCGCUUCAAGGCAGAGGUGGACUUUGAUGGGCGGGUGGUGACGCGCUCAUACCUGGAGAAGCAAGACAUUGAACAGAUCCUGAACGAAAUUCAGCAGGUGAAGACACCAGAGGAGCUGGAGAACUUUAUGCUGAAGCACGGGGAGAACAUCAUUGACACCUUAGGAGCAGAGGUGGACCGUCUGGAGAAAGAACUUAAGCAACGUAAUCCUGAGGUGCGGCAUGUGGAUCUGGAGAUUUUAUAAUGUCAUGAUAUGGGGAUCAGGAUGAAGUGGAAGGAGAACUAAUCUAAUCUCAAGCAACCUCCCGUCCCGUUCUCUCCAAAAAAGCAGCUGAGGUCUUAUGUUACACCUAUGCCACAUCACCAAAGCACUAACCUGUACAUGGUUUCAGUAGCUUGUUAAAAUAGCAACACCUUAGCCAAUACAAAGAGAACUCCAACUGGAUGGAGACAUGGCCAAUAAAGAUUGUUUAACAGUCAUUGGAUAAUAGGUCUAGAUGGUAGUUCGUACCACCAAAACCUUAAAAUCAUGUCCAUGAUUAUAAAAG
Rhinichthys klamathensis goyatoka is the source of this 3012-nucleotide messenger RNA. It is a transcript of the gene slc30a9, whose product is annotated as solute carrier family 30 member 9. Gene Ontology annotation, cellular component: membrane; nucleus. The record is from RefSeq and is a predicted model, not a curated record. Gene Ontology annotation, molecular function: monoatomic cation transmembrane transporter activity. Gene Ontology annotation, biological process: zinc ion transport; meiotic DNA double-strand break formation; transmembrane transport. NCBI's taxonomy places the organism in Eukaryota, Metazoa, Chordata, Actinopteri, Cypriniformes, Leuciscidae. The transcript has 26 exons.